AUGGGAUCUAAUAAAAAUUUCACGAAGUCGUUGGCGCUCUCUGUAUUCUUGACGUGUUUAGGAUCAUCCUUUACAAUUGGUUACAAUUUAGGAAUAUUAAAUUUGCCAGGAGAGCAUAUUAAAGAGUUUUUAUCUCGUACUAUGUUGGGUAAAAAUGCAAGUGUAGCUGAAAAUACAACAAAUCUUGUGACACCAAGUUUUUUAUAUGCUCAAGUUAGCACAGCUUUUGUAAUAGCUGGUGCAAUUGGAGCUUUCAGUUGUGGUGCUAUAGCUGAUUGUUUAGGAAGACGUAAUGGUCUGAUAGUAAACAGUUUAUUUGCAAUCGCUGGAGGAAUAAUGGUUGGUCCAUGUGUGGCAUAUAGUCAACCUGCAUUACUAUUUGUCGGACGUGUUUUAAAUGGAUUAAAUUUUGGAAUAUCAAUGGGAAUAGCACCAAUGUAUUUAACAGAAAUAGCACCCAUAUCUCUUCGUGGUGGAAUUGGUUCAUUACAUCAGCUUGCUUUAACUAUCGGAAUACUUGUAUCCUAUUUAGCAACAUUAACAUACACACUAAAUACAUCAACUUUGUGGCCCAUAUCUGUCGCUGUUGGAUCAAUUCCUGGAUUAAUUGCAUUAAUUCUUCUACCUUAUUGUCCUGAGAGUCCACGUUUUUUAUUUAUGAAGAAAGGAAAAGAAGAACAAGCACGUAAAGCCUUUCAGCGACUUAAUUGUAAAGAUAAUAUCGAUGAAACAUUUGAUGAAAUGAAAAGAGAAAUGAAUGAAGCUGAAAAACGACCAAAAUUCAAAUUUUCCAAACUUUUCACUCAGAAAGAUUUACGUAUGCCAGUAUUAAUUGCUUGUAUCAUACAAGUAUUUCAACAGCUUUCUGGAAUUAAUGCUGUGAUCACUUAUUCUUCUACAAUGCUUAAAACUGCUGGAAUUCCAUUGAUGUAUAUUCAGUUUUGUGUAGUUGCUGUAGGAGCAAUUAAUGUGUUAAUGACUAUAAUUUCUGUAUAUUUAAUUGAACGUGCAGGACGUAGAACUCUUCUUUUAUGGCCAGCAGUACUUCUUGCUUUUUCAUUAUUAUUUUUAACAAUUUCAGUGAAUGUAGCAAGUUCAACAAAAGAUCCAACAACAGCUCGAACAGCUGGAAUAAUUUCAGCUGUUCUUAUAAUUCUAUAUGUUUGUGGUUUUGCUUUAGGUUUAGGUCCAAUUCCUGGUGUAAUUGUUGCUGAAAUAUUUAGACAAGAACCAAGAGCUGCAGCCUAUUCUCUAAGUCAAGGAGUUAACUUAUUAUGCAAUUUAUUGGUGUUAUUCAGUUAUCCAAGCAUUAAUGAUGCAAUUGGUGGUUAUUCAUUUCUACCAUUUUUAGUUAUAGUUAUUGUCUGUUGGAUAUUCUUUUAUUUAUAUAUGAUUGAAACAAAAAAUCGUACAUGUGAUAGUAAUGCAAGAGAUUUAGCUUCACCAAAAAUUGUCGCUUGUCAACGUCCAUCAAGAUUAAGUUAUAAAAAUGAAGAACCAUUUUAUUCAGAUGAAUAAAAUAAAUUUAUUCAAUAAAAUAAAAAAACACAACUGAUUCACUUCACACACACACCCUCACCCCCCCCCAACAAAAGAAAAAAAAUUGACAAUUUUUUCAGAUUGAUUUUUAUUUUAUUCAUCAUUUUAAAACUGAAAUCUUUUGGCUUGUUCAUAAGUGGUAUUAAUAAUAAUAAUAAUAUGAUCAUUAUUAUUAUCGUUGAUUUCUUUCGACAAUAUACGUUUGUUUGUUUAUAUCUGAGGAAAUAAUUCAUUAUUUCCAUACUUUACUGCAUUUUCUUAAUCUAUUUAUUUUAAUAAGAUUUAAAUGAAAGGAAAAAUAGUUGAGAUGAUUACGCAAUGAUAAAUAAUUUGAAUGCUUCGUUACAUAACAUUGUUUCUACUGUAAAUAUUAAUAAUAAUAAUAAUUAUUAUUAUUAUUACAUCAAUUACAUCAAUUAUUUUUUAAUAUAUAAUCUAUUCCCCCGCCCCAGAUACAGAUUUCUAUGUCAAUAAUUUUACUGGUUUUAUUUUUUAUGAACUAUUCGAUGGAAAACCUAUUUCACAUUUGAUUUUUUUAAAUGAUAAUGUAUAUCACUUUAUAAAUUGAUAUGAAAAGUUGUUUCAUUUAACCAUUUGAAUACUUUUGUUAUGUAUAAAAAGAUAUAUAAAUU
Molecule: messenger RNA, 2171 nt
Organism: Schistosoma curassoni
Lineage: Eukaryota; Metazoa; Platyhelminthes; Trematoda; Strigeidida; Schistosomatidae
Source: the annotation of a GenBank genome assembly